GGUAUAAAAGUCGCUUCACUUGACCUUUCAAUCUCAUUGUAUUCGUUUAUUUUAGUUCUGUGGUACGCUAGCUAUUUGUAAAUUAGCGUUACAACAAUAACAUCGUUAUUUCCUUGUAGUAAUAUUGCGAACAAACAAGAUAUGGAGUUGAAAACGGUGAAUUUGUUUCUUUUAAUUGCGUUGUCGAUUUGUUUCGUGCACAACGCAAUUGCUAUGCCAAGGGACAGUGCAGCAAUUCACGAUGAAAGUGUUGUGCCAAUAAGCAGUGAAGCCUUGGCAGCAAAAGAGGAUACCACAAAAUUGGAGAAAUCAACUACAGAAUUAACAAUCCCUGGACGCAUUUCCUGUAAAUAUGAAGAACCUACUGAUGAUACAAUUUGUCAAGAACAUUGUCUACCAAAAGGCUACAACUACGGCAUAUGCGUUAGUUACACAUGCAGUUGUAUUUAAUUAAAAGAUCAAUUAAUUUUAGGCAACACACCAAUGAUAUUUAAGAAAUAAAAUAAAACAUUGUGUAAUUGUA
This is a messenger RNA of Trichoplusia ni (cabbage looper), 523 nucleotides long. RefSeq lists its product as uncharacterized. NCBI's taxonomy places the organism in Eukaryota, Metazoa, Arthropoda, Insecta, Lepidoptera, Noctuidae. The record is from RefSeq and is a predicted model, not a curated record. Bases 142 to 450 code for a protein of 102 amino acids. The transcript has 2 exons.